Penicillium cataractarum is the source of this 1476-nucleotide messenger RNA. RefSeq names its product putative MFS sugar transporter. NCBI's taxonomy places the organism in Eukaryota, Fungi, Ascomycota, Eurotiomycetes, Eurotiales, Aspergillaceae. Bases 1 to 1476 code for a protein of 491 amino acids. The transcript is spliced from 2 exons. Gene Ontology annotation, molecular function: carbohydrate:proton symporter activity. Gene Ontology annotation, cellular component: membrane. Gene Ontology annotation, biological process: carbohydrate transport; transmembrane transport. The record is from RefSeq and is a predicted model, not a curated record.
AUGCGUCUACUUCCAGAACAUAUGAAGAAGCCGCCGCGAUACAUCUGGGCUUGUGUUUUGUGCUCGGUGAAUGGACUUCUUUUUGGUAUGGAUACCGGCAUUAUCGGCCCAGCAACCGAUAUGAAAGUUUUCAAGGCGUCGUUUGGAGGUAGCCAGAAUGCCACGAUUCAUGGACUUAUCGUUUCGUCGAUUCUCAUCCCUGCAGCGCUGUCAUCCUUCUUUGCGGGCUAUCUUUCAGAUAGACUUGGGCGGCCGAAAGGCAUCAGCAUUGGUGUCUUUGUUUUCGGCGUUGGGGCUGCGAUCGAAGCAGGUGCUGUCAGCCUUGGAAUGUUCAUUGCCGGCAGGGUGGUUGAAGGUCUAGGGGAAGGCCUCUUCUUGGGUAAUCUGGUGGUUUUGAUUUGUGAAAUCUCACCAACAAGCACUAGAGGGCCUUUAACAACUGGACCGCAGCUAUUGAUUACCCUCGGCUUGGUUGUUGGCUUCUUCACUUGCUACGGAUCCUCCAACAUCCAGUCGUCGCUGUCCUGGCGGACCCCAUUCAUUCUUCUGUCGUCACUUUCUAUGAUCCUUUGCGCUAGCACUUUCUUCUUUCUACCCGAGUCUCCUCGGUGGCUGACACUACAUGGUCGCCAUAAAGAGGCCGCUGAGACUUGGGACAAGUUAGAAGUGAGCCAAGCUGAGCGUGAAAAGGUUGAGCUACAGUCAGAGACGACAGAAGUUGUAGUACCUGUUGCAACUGUCAAAGAGAAGGCCGUUCAUAAACUCCUUGACAUAUUCUCCAAGGACGUUCGUACCCGGACGGCUCUUGCUGUCUUUUUAAUGGGUAUGCAGCAGUUAAGUGGAAUUGACGGCGUUCUCUACUACGCUCCAUUGUUAUUCCAACAGGCUGGACUUGCUUCAUCAGAGGCGAGCUUUUUCGCAUCCGGUGUUUCAGCACUCGUGAUUUUUGCGGCCACUAUUCCCGGUCUGAUUUAUGCCGAUGGCUGGGGGCGAAGGCAUAGCAUUAUCUACGGAGGCGUGGGUCUUGGAGCUAUAAUGUUCCUCAUUGGUGGACUCUACGCAGGUAACACUGUCCAUGGAACUUUCGGCGCUGGUCGCUGGGUUGUUAUUGUUUGCAUUUACAUCUUUGCCAUCAUCUACAGCUUGACCUGGGCAGUCGCCGUCAAGGUAUAUAGCGCGGAGAUCCAGCCCCAAAGAACUCGGGCAUCUGCUACCACCUUGGCACACUCUAGCAACUGGCUCUUCAACUUCUUAGUUGCUUUGACGACCCCUAUCUUGUUGUCAAAGAGCAGCUUCGGUGCAUAUUUUCUGUUCGGUGGUUGCUCUCUCUUGACUUCAUUUGUGGGUGCGCUAUUUAUGCACGAGACGAAAGGUCGAUCCUUGGGCGAAAUCGAGGAAGCUUUCAAACAUAAGGCGACUGGUGGCAAGAAUAUUCUCAGCGCGCUGCGACGACCAAUGAUGAAAUCCGCGGUUUGA